Molecule: messenger RNA, 1511 nt
Organism: Helianthus annuus (common sunflower)
Lineage: Eukaryota; Viridiplantae; Streptophyta; Magnoliopsida; Asterales; Asteraceae
Product: developmentally-regulated G-protein 3
Exons: 10
Coding region: 115-1221 (368 amino acids)
Biological process (GO): cytoplasmic translation
Cellular component (GO): cytoplasm
Molecular function (GO): GTPase activity; GTP binding
Source: RefSeq, a predicted model, not a curated record
AGAAUAGUAGAAAUAAAGAAUCCCAAUUCUCAAACACCCAAACCCUGGGUUUUAUUACCUGCAACUCCAUUUUCUCUAGAACCCUCUAACUCGCGCACCUUCUCUGCUUCAACAAUGGCGACCGUUAUGCAGAAGAUCAAAGACAUCGAAGAUGAGAUGGCAAAGACCCAAAAGAAUAAAGCAACCGCACAUCACUUGGGAUUACUGAAGGCUAAGCUUGCAAAAUUGAGAAGGGAGCUUCUCACACCCACAACAAAGGGCGGUGGUGGUGCUGGUGAAGGUUUCGAUGUUACAAAGAGUGGUGACGCAAGGGUUGGUCUUGUGGGUUUCCCUUCUGUUGGGAAAUCAACGCUUUUAAAUAAGUUAACUGGCACUUUCUCAGAGGUUGCUUCAUAUGAGUUUACUACCCUCACCUGCAUUCCAGGUGUUAUCACAUAUCGAGGAGCUAAGAUUCAGUUGUUGGAUCUUCCUGGUAUUAUUGAAGGUGCUAAGGAUGGAAAGGGUAGAGGAAGGCAGGUUAUCAGCACCGCCAGGACAUGCAACUGUAUCCUGAUCGUACUGGACGCAAUAAAGCCAAUAACACACAAACGUCUGAUCGAAAAAGAGCUUGAAGGGUUUGGCAUUCGGUUAAAUAAGGAGCCUCCGAAUCUAACAUUCAGGAAAAAAGAAAAGGGUGGGAUUAAUUUCACAUCAACGGUUGCUAACACACAUCUGGAUCUCGAAACAGUGAAGGCAAUAUGCAGUGAAUAUAAAAUACAUAAUGCUGAUGUCACUCUUAGGUUUGAUGCAACCGCCGAUGACCUCAUAGAUGUUAUUGAAGGGAGUAGGAUAUAUACUCCUUGCAUAUAUGUCGUCAACAAAAUAGAUCAGAUAACACUUGAAGAGCUGGAAAUAUUGGAUAAACUUCCUCACUACUGCCCUGUUAGUGCUCACUUGGAAUGGAACCUUGAUGGUCUGCUAGAAAUGAUAUGGGAAUAUCUCAAUUUGACUCGUAUUUACACAAAACCCAAAGGGAUGAAUCCGGACUACGAGGACCCUGUAAUUCUUUCGUCUAAAAAGAAAACCGUUGAGGAUUUCUGCUUUAGAAUUCACAAGGACAUGCUUAAGCAGUUUAAGUAUGCAUUGGUAUGGGGUUCUAGUGCAAAACACAAGCCGCAAAGAGUUGGCAAGGAACAUGAACUUGAAGAUGAAGAUGUUGUGCAGAUCAUAAAGAAGGUUUAAAACUCAAAACCGACAAAGCUUUUAGUCAACAUAUUAUUCGGAAGUGAGUAUACAAGCCAAUUUAGGACACUGUCCUAUUGAGUCGGGGAAGUUGCAUGUUAGGUUUAUCAAAUGCAUUGAGUGGUUUCUUUAGCUUGGUUUGUUCACUGGAUGCUGAUGUGUGUCUAAACAUUUUGGUUUAGAAUUCUUUAAACUUUAUUUAUACUCUUUGAACCAAUUUUUCAAGUAAUGUUUGUGGUACAGUAUCAAAUAUACAAGUGAUCAUAUUUGGGUCAAACACGUUAUGCGGA